UACCAGCAAGCCUCUGUUUUGGAAGAUGCACCUGCUUUGUGCUUUCCUUGUGUGGCUCUCUCUUAGCGAUGGCCUAAGUCCUAACUGUCCAGGACGAUGCAGCUGUGAUUCCAUGCAGUCGGUUCAAUGCUACAGGCUCAUGGAGGUGCCAUCAGGCAUUCCUUCCACCACCAAGAGGCUCUACAUUAGCCACAGCAGAAUCCAACACCUCCAGCUAUCUUACUUCACUGGACUGUUCGCUCUGGAAGAUUUUAUUCUGCUGGCCAGUGGAACAGAGUCUGUAGAAAAUGACACCUUCAAAACUCUGAGUAUCUUAAAGACCUUAGAACUUUUGAAAAAUAAGUUAAGACAAGUCCCCAGUGGCCUCCCAGCCAGUCUUGAAGUGUUAAAAUUAAACGACAAUUCAAUACGUGCUCUACAUGAAUCAGAUUUUGAAGGACUGAAGAGAUUAAAAGUCCUUGAACUCAAAAACAACUUGAUCUCUUCCCUGUCUCCCAGCAUGCUAUCCUCCCUCAUCAGUUUGCAAAGUUUGAUGGUGGAUGGUAACAAUAUAGAGUCCGUAGCUGGACCACUGGCCCUUCCCCAUCUGAAGCACAUGAGCAUGGAGAAUAACAAACUGCGUCUUAUUCCAGGAAACUUCUUUACUUUUCUGCAGUCUUUGCAGUUUCUCAGUUUCAGUGGUAACUUUCUUACUAAAAUGCCUAUGAAUCUACCCAAGUCCUUGCUGUCUUUAAAGAUGGAGAGAAACCAGCUCAAAGUGGUUAGGUUUCGAGAUAUGAAACACUUGGAGACUCUUUCCCAUCUUUACCUGUCAGAGAACUUCCUGACCUCUAUCGAAGGGGCACAGCAGCUUGCCAAUUUAACCACUCUUGAAGUGUCCCAAAACCAGCUUCAAAUGUUGCCUGUCAAACUGCCUGCAAGGCUACAAAAACUUGACUGUAGCAGUAACUUGAUUCAGAGAGUUACAGCACAAGACUUCCAGGACCUCAGAGACCUGAAACAUCUGUUUCUGGACAAUAAUGCAGUCAGCCUGUUCGAAGCCGGAGCCCUUCAGAAGUGUUCUCAGCUGUCCAACCUGGCUUUAGAGCAGAAUCUGUUGCUGUCCAUACCUCUGAGGCUCCCUAAGACCCUAGCCAGGCUGGACCUAAAGGGCAAUGCCAUCCAGGACAUUGCUGAGAGGGAGCUCAAGGACCUCAAGCAACUUCAGGUCCUAAACCUGAGGAACAACAAGAUCUCUGCCUUAGACCUCAAGGUGUUGGAGGGUCUGCCUCGCCUCAGGCACCUGUACCUGGAUGGAAAUCCCUGGAACUGCACCUGCAGCCUGCUAAGAGCCAGGGAGGUCCUGAAGGCCAAGGGCACAGAUGUGAAAGGGGGACAGUGUGCAGCCCCAGCUGAACAACAAGGGGAAAGCUGGAUGUCUUCCAAGAAGAUCAUGAGACAAUGUGAACAUCACUUACACCAGAAUGAAAAAGGCAAAGAGACCAAAAAGAAGUUAAAACCAGAAGACUCAUCCAGCAUCAGACCCAGUGUGGAUGACGAUGAUUAUGAUUAUGAGAUAGACUAGGGGAUGAACCUUGCUUACUCUUUAGAAAGUGAUUUUUAAUGUUCAAUCUCUUAAGCAGAGAUACACUGUAAUUUAGAUAUAAACUUCCUUUGUAAGUGGUUUUGGGUUUUUAAAGUUUUUAAAAUGAAAUGAGUGUUAAGUUGGAAUGGUGGGGAAAAGUAGAAAGAAACAAUAGAAAGAUGUAAGGAAUUUCCAA
Nannospalax galili (Upper Galilee mountains blind mole rat) is the source of this 1760-nucleotide messenger RNA. RefSeq names its product nephrocan. The record is from RefSeq and is a predicted model, not a curated record. Gene Ontology annotation, molecular function: protein binding. Bases 26 to 1564 code for a protein of 512 amino acids. The transcript has 3 exons. Lineage: Eukaryota; Metazoa; Chordata; Mammalia; Rodentia; Spalacidae.